Olea europaea var. sylvestris is the source of this 517-nucleotide messenger RNA. RefSeq lists its product as uncharacterized. The transcript has 2 exons. The record is from RefSeq and is a predicted model, not a curated record. Bases 120 to 464 code for a protein of 114 amino acids. Lineage: Eukaryota; Viridiplantae; Streptophyta; Magnoliopsida; Lamiales; Oleaceae.
CCCAUCUCUAAGACACCAAUUUUAGAAAGUUGUCUCUUUUCUCAAAUAAAUAUCAAAUCAAUCCCAACCCCAUUUUUCUCAUUCAUUAUCUUACAUUAAAAUACAAACCAUUAUACCAAAUGUCGAUCUCUGAAAUUUCAUCAAUUUCACCAAAUUCAUUGACUGAGGUUUCCGUGUCGGAAUCGGUUUCUUCACGCAGAAUUCAAUUGGUAUCCAAAUCAGUUUCUGAAAGAUUACUUUUCAAAUUUUCAGAUGUUUCAGAAUUCAACUUCGAUUAUUCACGAAGUGGAUUAUGGUCUCCUCCAAUUCAAAGAAACGUGUUUAUGAACUCGCCGGGAAUGAUUUUUACAGAACACGACAUGGCGGCGAAGUUGAGAAGCGCAUUGGAAACACAUCCUCGGAGAAGAAGAUCUCGGCUUUCUUCUUCUUUUAAUGCAUGCUUGUGUUCUCCAAAGAGAUGCUGAUGCUUAUGAUCCUUGUAACAUUUUAUGGUUGCAUUUUAUGUAAAUUCUCUAUG